Messenger RNA from Gongylonema pulchrum, 987 nucleotides. The record is from the annotation of a GenBank genome assembly. NCBI's taxonomy places the organism in Eukaryota, Metazoa, Nematoda, Chromadorea, Rhabditida, Gongylonematidae.
AUGGCAUCAGAAAAGCCUUUGUUGGAUUUCGAUCCGUAUGAAAUAUUGGAUUUGCAACAGGGCUGCACUGAUGCACAAAUUGGCUUCACCAGUACGCUGAUAAGUUUUUUUCUUCUAAUAUCUGGAGGAAGACGUUUUGCGAUUUUAGCACAAGAUAUGUUCCUGAAAAUAUCGAAGGCAUUCGCGUUAUUAUCGGAUGUGACAGCACGGGCUGCGUACGAUCAUGUUCUGGCAGCUAAGACAGCGCGUAAGGUCUACAUCCAACGAAGGCAACAAGAGGGGAGCGAGAAACGUCGAAAAUUGCGCGAAGAGCUGGAAAGGCGAGAAGCUGACGCUGCUAGUACACGGAAGAAAGAGGAGGAUGCCAAUAAGCAAUUAGAGAAAGAAAUUGAGCGUCUGCGAAGAGAAGGCUCUAAAUUACUGCAGCGUGAGAGGGAAAAUGUAGAGCGAGAAAUCCAUGGAGACACUGCAGUGAAGCAAAGCUGCAGUAGUGAGACGCCAUUUACUCGAUAUAAACUGCGGUGGAAACGAGGAGUUGGUAUAAGUGGUUAUUAUGAAGAAGAUAUCCGCCAGUUAUUUUCUAAGUACGGAGACAUUUCGAACGUUGUUUUAUCAAGUGGUGACAGAGGCUCUGCGAUUAUUGAAUUCAGUAAACUGAUGGAUGAGGAAGGGAUUUUAAAAGAAAGCGGUAACCCUGAGCGUCCAGUCUCCGUUAAACGUAUUCGAGGACCUCCGCUAUUCGUAAAGAAUCCAUUGUCCAAUUCGAAAGCAUCUUCUGGUUCAGUGUUUUUUCUUAAAUUUAUGUUUUUUGUUGAAUUACACCGCCCUCACUUGUUAGUGAACAAAAGUUGUUUAAAAAGCCCAAUGUUUGAACAUGCAUUGACUUCCACGCAGUUUGCUGAUUUUGAAGCCGAAGUUCUGACAACACUGGCGGCCGGAACAAAAAGAAAAAUGGAAAAUACAAAGAGCAAAUUUGACGAUUUCUGA